Sphaeroforma arctica JP610 is the source of this 877-nucleotide messenger RNA. RefSeq lists its product as hypothetical. The record is from RefSeq and is a predicted model, not a curated record. The transcript has 5 exons. Gene Ontology annotation, biological process: TRAMP-dependent tRNA surveillance pathway; U4 snRNA 3'-end processing; exonucleolytic trimming to generate mature 3'-end of 5.8S rRNA from tricistronic rRNA transcript (SSU-rRNA, 5.8S rRNA, LSU-rRNA). Gene Ontology annotation, molecular function: RNA binding. NCBI's taxonomy places the organism in Eukaryota, Ichthyosporea, Ichthyophonida. Gene Ontology annotation, cellular component: nuclear exosome (RNase complex); cytoplasmic exosome (RNase complex). The coding region runs from base 69 to 833 and encodes 254 amino acids.
CGGUGCGUACUAUAACGGUGAACAUAUCCAGCCACCGAUUCAAUUAGACUAGAGAUACAGCAUACAUAAUGCCGUCCAGUGAAGUGAGCACGGAUCAAAUAGAGAAAAGGGAAGGGAAAGAAACGAAGAAAGGAAGAAAGGAAAAAAGAACGCAUACGGGCAAUAAACUAGUGGGACAGGUGGUGAUACCGGGUGAUGUAGUCGCAAGUGUCGAGACGAAACAGUUAACCGUAGGACCUGGGCUUAGACAGUGUGGCGAAUUGAUUGUCGCGGAAAAGGCUGGUAUUCUACGGGGGAGUAAAACAAUGUAUUAUAUAGAUAGCUCACAGAGACGAUAUUUGCCAGUCAAGGAUGAUCGUGUGAUAGGUGCCGUGUUGAACAAUGGCCGUGACGCAUUUCAAGUCGAUAUUAGAAGUGCGCAAUUGGCAUCUCUACCAUACCUAUCGUUCGAGGGUGUAACCAAAAAGAAUAGACCUGAUUUCAAGACGGGCGAUCUUGUCUACACUCGCGUGCUUGUUGCCAAUAAAGACAUGGAGCCGGAGUUGUCCUGCGUGAACGGCCAGGAAAAGGCAGAUGGGAUGGGCAUCUUGACCGGUGGAUUCUCAUUUCAAACCUCAUUAGGGCUAUGUCAUAGGUUGCUUCGUCCGAAGUGUACACUUGUAACCGCACUCGGUGAGCAUUUUCCAUACGAGAUGACAGUCGGGUUGAACGGCAUUGUAUGGGUAAAAGCUGAAACCCUCGAGCAGACAAUAAUUGCCGCAAAUGCUACGAUAAAUUCUGAAUUUCUGAACGAGGCGGAGAUAAAGGCUAUGGUGAAAAAAUUAUGUCAGUAACGUAUAAUUUAGAGUCAAAUGCGAAUCAAUAAAACUUAGACAAC